AUGUGGAUCAACACGGUGAUAUUACUGUUGUUCAUCACACAGAUUUCCGAACAAGUACAAAGUGAAUGUCUAGGGGGAGUCUGGACUAUACAAGACACAGCUAUUGGCUCGUUUACUGUUUCAUGGAGAUAUAAUACGACAUUGAACAUUCUACAGUUUACAAUUCGAGGUCAAGUUAAUUCGAAUGUAAAUCUUACAUCUACUUAUAUUGCUUUGAGCUGGUCGGAGAUCAUAUCAACAAGGAAUGCAGAUGUAAUAUUGAUCUUUCCCGACAUGCAAAUCAUUCGAGAUGGAUAUUUUCGCGGACAGGCUGUACCAUUAAUUGAUCUUCAACAAGAUCUGUGUAUGAUUCAAACCAAUCUUAGCGACCAGAAUAUUGAUGUUAACUUCGAACGGUCCGUAUCAACAGGAGAUAUUGAUGACAUCAGUUUUACGUCAGAUAUAUAUCUUACGUUUUCAAUGGGUUCUUACAUAGUCAAUAAUGACACAAAUGAGUUCGAUCUAAGUUCUCACUUUUUCCAAAAGUCACACAAUGUUAGUAUUAAUCUGAUGAAUUGCAUAUCAAUUGGCUGUCUGACACUCAAUUGUUCUACAACAGCAUGCUCAUGUUUACAAGAUAUUUCAUCGAACAUUGGACAGUGCAUUUGUUUUCAACCAUCGUCACCGUCGUGUCGAUCGAGUUCAACAAAACAUUCUUCAACAAUGAUGGCUUCGUCAGUUUCCGCACUUAUUAACGGUUCAUGUGAAAAUCAAACGGACCCUUGUUCAUCGCAUGGCAUUUGCUUGCAAAUAUCGUCAACACAUUUUAUCUGUCAAUGUAAAGCUGGUUAUACAGGCGUUCUUUGUCAAACGUCAUUAUUUUCUCCCAACAUCAAUAUUUUCAACGUCUGUCAAUGUCUGAAUGGCGGCGUUUGUUCAUCUAAUGCGACCUGUUCAUGUCCGGAAAACUAUCGAGGAAAAUACUGUCAACUAACUAAUCCAUGUAACGGUUAUUGUCAAAAUAGUAACCGUUGUACAGUUGAUUGCACAGAUUCAUUAUGUGACACACCGAACUGUACAUGUAUAGACGGCUUUACUGGAGAUCGCUGCGAGACGAGCAACAUUGAUGCGUGUCAAUCAAAUCCUUGCGUCAAUGGACUUUGCAUACCGAUAGCAACGAAUGGUUUUCAAUGUCAAUGCAACAACAGUUAUAUUGGUUUACAGUGUGACAAACUCAAUACAUGUUUAUCCAAUCCCUGCAAUCAAGGAACAUGCGUACCGUCAUCCAACUGUACGGAACAAACUUGUUCUUACUCAUGUUCAUGUCUAAAUGGUACGACCGGCCUACAUUGUGAAACAAUCACAGAUCCAUGCUUAAGUAUACCUUGCCAGAACAAUGGUAGUUGUUCAGUAUUGUCGAAUGGUUACUUAUGUGAAUGUGAACCACCGUAUAAUGGUACAAAUUGUGAGAUAAUACCUGAUGUAUGCAUACAGAAUCCAUGUUUGAAUAAUGGAACAUGUAUUCGAAAUUUAACCGUUGGCAAGGAAACAUAUCGAUGUGAUUGUGUUAAAGGUUAUGUCGGAGAACAUUGUGAAUCUCGAGAUACGUCUUGUAAAAUGAUAUCUUGUGAGAAUGGUGGUACCUGUUUGAUAAACAACGAAACAAACAUUUCCUAUUGUCAAUGUCCAUCGAAUACAGCGGGUGACCGAUGUGAAACAAAACGGACGUUAUGUACAAAUACAACUUGUUCUAACAAUGGUAUUUGUUUCAGUGAAGUUUUAUCCAAUAACAAUUCCAGACAUUGUAUAUGUUCUAAAGGCUUUACUGGUCAAUACUGCGAGAACUUCAUAUAUAUGAAGAAUUCUUGUUCACGAAAACCCUGUGGCUAUGAUGGUACAUGUAUUCAAACAUCGAAUUCUUCAUAUUAUUGUAUAUGUUCAAAUGGUUCAACUGGACAAUCGUGUGAAACAAAUACACUAACCUCAUGUUCGGGUUCACCCUGUCGGUAUUUAUCUACAUGUCAACCAAUAGAAGAUACAAAGCCUGUCAAUUAUCGAUGCGUUUGUCCGCCGUAUUUAACUGGUGACCGUUGUCAAUAUACGAACAAUUGUCAAAACCAACCUUGCGUAAACCAUGGGACAUGCAUCCCACUCGGCCCGCAGAACAAUUUUAUGUGUUUAUGUCCACCAGGGUUUGGACAUUAUGACUGUUCAAUACAUAUAGGUGUGUCGUGCAACACGCAUGUCUGCUUAAAUGGAGGUACAUGUGAUGAUGAUAACAGUACCAAUAUUCGUUGCAUAUGUCCAGCAGGAUUUGCUGGGCCACGUUGUGAAUGGACUUCGGUUUGCUCGACAAAUACCUGUCAAAACAAUGGUACAUGCCGGCAAAUUGCACCUACAAUGGCCGAAUGUCUAUGUCAAACGGGUUUUACUGGUCCAACCUGUGCUUUACGCGACUCUUGCACUAAAUUACCGUGUAAAAACGGUGGUGGCUGCACGACAUUAAUUGCUGAUACAGGAACCAAUUGGUCAGCAUAUCGAUGCAUAUGUCCUCCGGGAAUGUAUGGACAGAAUUGUGAUACAGGUGCGAUCAAAGCGAAAGAAACUACGGGAAAAAAGUAUCUUUCCCCCUUGUGUCGUUUAGGAAUCAGUUCUUGUUCAAAUAUGCUCUGUCCAAAAUAUCAAAUUUGCAGUGAACAACCAACAGGUCCUAUUUGUACUUGUCCCGAAAAUAAAGUGGGCACAUUUUGUCAAUACGAUAAUCCAUGUAAAACAUCAACAAUCGAUUGUCGAAAUAAUGGUGCAUGUGUGUAUUCAAAUACAGAUCCACCUGUUAGUUCCUGUCGUUGUAGAGAAGGAUUUACUGGAACAUAUUGCGAAACAAUCAUACAUAAUAAUCCAUGUUCAAGUAAUCCCUGUCAAACACGUGGUCAUUGUGCUCUGUCAACAACAAAUAAAACCUAUACAUGCAUCUGUCGAGAUCAUUUUAUUGGUGAAUUUUGCGAACGGAAUAAUCCGUGUUUAUCAUCACCGUGUUUGAAUCAAGCCAUGUGUCAACCUUAUUGGAAUCAAACAAAUACUUGGUUUAAUUGCCGCUGUGUAGGAACGUAUACUGGAAGUCGAUGUGAAACAUCUCUGUUAAAUCCAUGUGGAGGAUUAUGUAUGAAUGGAAGUCCAUGCAGUCAAGAAAUAUGUAUUUGUCCGGCACAGUAUACGGGAACAUUUUGUGAAUACGAUAAUCCAUGCUUCCAACCAAUUUGUCAAAAUGAUGGUAUUUGUUCCGUUGUUUCGAAUGCAACAAACAUCUCUUUCGCGUGUACUUGCCCGAGUUUAUAUACUGGUCAAUACUGCGAUAUUUCAUUGAAUAUAUCGGCAAGCACUGAUUGCGCGUUAAGUUGUAUGAAUAAUGGUACAUGUGGUAAUGGAGUGUGCUUAUGUACAUCGAAAUAUAUAGGGCCAGUAUGUCAAUAUGAGAAUCCAUGUGCAAACCGAAAUCUCUGUUUAAAUGGCGGCACAUGUUUUAGUCGGUACAAUCUAAAUGGAACAGUGACGACACAAUGUUUUUGUCCUCAAGGAUAUACAGGAAGUCAUUGUGAAGCUAUACUCUGUUCUCCAACAUCAUGUAACGGCGGCGUUUGUACAGCUACACAGAAUAAUAUCGUUUGUGCAUGUCCAAAAGGCAAAGUUGGCGAUCGCUGUCAAUAUGCGGAUGCUUGUGCAAGAAAUCCAUGUUUACCGAACGAACGAUGUGAACAAAUCGGAAGUCAGUACCAAUGUAUAUCCUGUUACGACAAAAGUUCGUACUGUUCAAUCUAUCAACUACGUAGUGAAUAUUGUGAUAAUCGUUAUACAAUUCUUGUUGAUAACAACUUUCUGUCCGUUCCUCAAGCGUGUCAACGUUCAUGUGGUCAAUGCAUACCUAUUCAGCGCUUACAAGAUAUUUCAACAUUGUUCAAUCAAGCAGAACUGAGCGACGAGAUAAACAUAACAUCGAGCACAACUACUGCUAAGGAACAUCGCGAUCGAGAAAAAUGCGUCGAUCGACGAGAUGAUUGUUCCAUGCAAAAAGCUUACGGAUUCUGUCGAAUAUUCAACGAGAAAUAUCCUGAAGAUUGUGUGAAGACUUGCCAUCCCGAUUGUACAGAUACAUUUUGA
Messenger RNA from Adineta ricciae, 4134 nucleotides. The record is from the annotation of a GenBank genome assembly. Lineage: Eukaryota; Metazoa; Rotifera; Eurotatoria; Adinetida; Adinetidae.